CAAGAUUAGAUUAGAUUACAGCCACAUUACUACAGUCAUUAUUGAACUUGCAGGCCAUGUAAAACGAUUAUGAUAAUGGCCAUGAGGCCAUCUACUUUGUUGUUUUUGUUAACAGUUGCUAUUGUUGUUGCUUCCAUUUCCUCAAAAAGAAUACUUAGGAAAGGGAAGGUAAACCCUGGAAAAAACAAAGAGAGUGCCAAAAACAAAGAUAAUCUCAAAAACAAAGCAGAUAAGAAGAAAGUAGUUGAAGAGGAAUCAGAAGAGUCUUCAGAAUAUGUUUAUUCUGAUGAAGAAAAGAAAAAAGAGUCACAUAUUGAGGAAGAUGAGGAAGAAGAAGAAGACACAACACCUGAGGAAGAGGAAAGUGAAGAAGACACAGAUAAAUUAAGCGGAGAAGAAAAAUAUGGAGAGGAAAGGUUGGGUGUCUUGCAAGACGAAUCUGAGGAAGAAGAUGAAAGUUUGUCAGCAAGUGAAGAAUUUAAAGGAAAAAGCAGAGAAGAUCUCGAGGAAAAGGGAAUUUUUUACAGCCUUAAGAGUAUUAAAGCUUUCUUGACACAGCCAAUGUAUCAAGAGGACGCAGAAAUAAUUGAAGUUCUCAAGAGAUUCAACCAUUCUGAGGUCCAAGCCCAUGAAAAACAUGAAGCUUAUAAGAACAAACCUCUAGAAGCAUUUUACGUAGUGGACGGAGUAAACCCAGAUACAAGAAGAAAAGUGGCCCAAACUCUGGCUCACAGGUUGAAGGGUUUAUAUUUAGUAAAUCAACCAAGGAUUUUACUUGGUCCUAUUCCUAAGGAAUCUGGGGCUAAGAAGGCUUACUUCGCACUCAGCAAAUAUGCCAUUGCAAAUAAAAUCUUGAUAUCACUCUACCAUAAACCUGUGAUCGUAGAGAACUACUGGAUAGAACAUGCAAGCUACAUCAUGGCCAAACUAUGGGACAAAGCAGUGAAGUUACCCAGUCCCAACACAGAUGUAUAUGAGUUCCCAGAUGAUUUACUGAGGCCAAACGUAACAUUCGCAAUAUUCAACUCUCCUCCGCCAAGAAUUGGCAGAAGUCCAACAAAAACUUAUUUGAGGGAACAGAGGCAGCUGCUGGUGUAUAAGAGAGUAACAGGGGCCAAGGUUUAUGUAGUCAGAUUUCCAGAGUCAGCAAAACAUCUGUCAGACAAAGUGGACAUGUUCCUACUGAACCAGGGGCCCAGAAAAACACCAGUUUCAUUUGAGAUCACACUUGCUGAAUAA
Macrosteles quadrilineatus (aster leafhopper) is the source of this 1239-nucleotide messenger RNA. RefSeq lists its product as uncharacterized. The transcript has 6 exons. Bases 70 to 1239 code for a protein of 389 amino acids. NCBI's taxonomy places the organism in Eukaryota, Metazoa, Arthropoda, Insecta, Hemiptera, Cicadellidae. The record is from RefSeq and is a predicted model, not a curated record.